AAGAAGUAGGAAGAAAAAUGAAUGCAAAUGAAAAACGACGGAAUAUUUGUUCAAAAUGUAUUAUUGUUACAGGGAUUCAUUCGAAAACACCAUUCGACCAAAUUCAACCAAUUUUCCCAGAGAGUAGAUGCGGAGAACCUCUUAUCUCUGCAGGACUAAGUUUGUCCGAUAACCGAUCUUGGAUAUUGAAUUUUCCUACAAAUAAAGAUGCCAGAAGUUACAUAGAUCAGAAAUCUGUAAACUGUUCGGAGGGACACCUUGUGAUCAGCCCAUGUGACUGUCCUUGUGACAUACCUGAAGAAUGGAUUCUUGAGGAUAGUGAUUCAGUGCCUUCCUGUGAAGAUGUGAAUGUUCAAGGACGACCGACACCAAGUGGAGGUUUUAUACCGGCUGAACAUUUGUUACAACAAUUAACUAACAUGGGUUUCUCUAAAGACGAUUCAAUUAAGGGACUGUUUCACACAGGAAACAGAGAUGCACACGUGGCCACCGAUUGGAUAAUUAACUAUAAAGAUAAAGGUGCUGGACUACCGUAUCCAAUGAUACAGAAUCCUGUUUUACCUUAUCAGUAUGCACCUAAUUUUCCUCCGGUUCCUAUGUUAGAUCCUAGAUACAUUCCACAAGGGGUUGUUUUUCCUCCAAGAGCUCAGUUUCCUGGUUAUCCAAUUGAAUAUCAUCAGAACGUGCGGAUGCAGACACCAGCAUAUCAAAUACCUACAGUAAUGAGACAACAAUCAGUUGAAAAUCCAUCUGUCAGCAAAGAUUCGGCUGUUAAGGUAACUGCACAUCGACAACAAGACUCUCCUGAAAUCAUUUACCGUCGACAGAAAUCACAACAAACAAAUAUAGUUCAGAAUAUAGUACAAAAGGAAAUACCAGAAAAAUCAAAAGCAAUAAAGGUGACAAAACUUCCAUUGAAAACAACAGAGGAAAAUUUAAGACUAUUCUUCGAGAAUGAACGGCGAUCUGGUGGAGGGGACGUAGAUGAUGUAACCUAUGAUUCCCAUAAUGCAUCAGCUGUUGUUACCUUUGUAGAAGACAAUGUCGUCGAAACCAUUUUGGCAAGAUCCCCUCUCCAGUUUUUGAAAGCAGACAUUGGUGUUGAAAUUUACAAGCCUGUGGAUUCGCGUAAAGUGCAGGUAGAUUCCAGAAAAGACUUGAAUCAGGAACACUGUUUAUCUAAAGAUAUUUCCAGCUGUGUGGUAGAAGUCCGCGGAGUGAAAACAUCGACUCAAAAGAUGGCUUUACAAUAUUAUUUUGAGGGCAAACAUGGAGCUGAUGAAGACAUCAUAGAUAUCGAUUUUGAUGAAGAAAAGAACAUUUACCUGUUAACUUUCGAAUCAGAGUCCGCUGUAGACAAAAUAGUUGGAAAAACACAUACAAUAGAUAAAGCCUUAUUAGACGUAAGAAAAUAUGUCCCUCCUGACAGAUAUCCGAACAAAGUUUUAGUUAAAGAUAUAAAGUCUACAGUAACUAAGGAAGUGUUGAUAAAUUACAUGGAAGGAAGAACAAAGUUAGAUGUGGACGAUGUCAACUUUAGUGAAAGUGAUCCUUCUACUGCUGUUGUAACAUUCUGCGAAGAUAUUCAGAUCGACAAAAUUCAGCAAGCGUGUGAGAAGAAAUCUUUGGAGAAAGUUAACUUACAAAUUAAACCAGUUAUUGUUAGUAACUGUAUAAUAGUUAGUGAGUUUAGCGAGAAGACAACAGACGAUUCGCUAGAGUACUAUUUUGACAAUAUAAGGAAGUCUGGUGUUGAAGGGGUUGCAAAUGUACAAAUGGAAAACGAUUAUUGUUUGGUUUACUUCGAGGAUCCAAAUGAUGCAGAAGCUGCAUGUCGGAGAUCACACAUAAUCGACAACUGUCUACUAAAAGUUGGAAUGUUUUAUGAGUGUUUAGGACCUCCAUUGUCGGAUGCUAAGGAGGAGGAUAUUGAACCUGUGGUAGAUUAUUUGGGCACUAAUAUACAGCCUAUCAUUCUCAGCAGUAUUAACCCUAACGUACUUCAAUUUCUAAUGAAUUCUAGAACUUCGCAAGACACUGUCAGUCGAGAAAUGAAUAACGUGAAUGCAAACAUUACAUGGCCUUCAUCAACGCUUGAACCAAUCAAACUAGAAUGUUUGCUUUCAAGAGAUAAUCCAGAUAUUAAACAGAUUGCAGAGACAUGGGAACAGGACGUACGAUUUAGUUUUGAACAGCUAAUUCGUGAUAUAACAGUACAAAGACAUUAUACAGUGAGAGAAAUAUGGAAGGGUGUUUUAGAUGAAAUGAAUGCACAACAAAUUAAGGAUACGGACAGUGCUAUCAUAUCAUUCAAUAUUGAAGCCUGUGAAAUUCAUGUUGUUGGUCAGAAAUCUUUUGUUUUACAAAUAUCAACAAAGAUUGAAAGAAUCCUUACAGAAAAGACCGAUGAAGUUAACAAAACGCGACAGCUCAUUUGUGCGGAUGUGCCAAUAGAACAAUUCCAGCAGUCCAUUCUGCAAGACAUAAACUUUUGGUCUGAUAUUGGAAAUAAAUACCCUGAACUUGAAAUAGACGUAUUAAUGACCAAACCGGUGGUAAAACUGAAAGGAAUGAUAAGUGAUAUUAACAUGGUGAAAAUAGAAAUGUAUGAAAAACUAGCAUGUGUUAAACAGCAUUGUAUUGGACAAGUAUCUCUAGAUUUUGUAAAAUUUCUAAGCCAGCCAGAAAUAGAGACAUUGAUUAAAAAUGAAAUUAUAGAUUGUGGGAUAAGUGGUAUUUGGGAACUUGAUGACAAUAGAAUAACUAUAUACUCAUUUACGGCAGAUGAUGCAACAACAAUAGAAAAGAUUUUCAAGAAUAAAAUCAUAUGUAUGAAAAUUCCUGUUGAGGAUCAAAAUAAAACAUUGUGCUAUUCUAAAGACUGGAAACAAUUUGUGGAAAAUAUUAAACAAGAAUAUCAAGAUCAAAAUGUUUUUAUUCAGAUAACUGCACAUAGCGGUAAGGAAAUUAUGCUUCUUUGUACAGGGCAGAUAGAAGCGAAAAGUAUUCGGGAAAGAAUACAAGAUUUCAUAUUUGAAAAUGGAAGAAGUGAGCAAGCUAUUCAUUUUUCAGCCCACCAGAUGAAGUUCAUUAAACAUCGUCAUCAGGAUAAAAUAGAUUUAGCUAAAAUGCAUCUUCAGGCAAAUAAUGUUGAUGUAGACUUUGACUCCGACUGCAUUGUGGUAAAAGGAAACAAAAAAGGUAAAAAAGCUGCAAUGGAUGAACUUGGUCCAAUAAUAAAAUUGAUGCAAUCACAAAUGAAGAAGGAAGAUGUAAGACCAAUGGUUCCAGGCGGUUUAGGUUUUGGUAGUGCUGUUGAGUCAUUCAUAACAGAAGAUGGCCAAUGUGUGAUGGUACUGUGUUGUGAUAUAUCUGGAUUAGAUGUGGAUGUUAUUGUAAGCCCCGCUGACCAGCAAUUAUCAAAUAGUGGUGGACUGUCUAAAAUCAUUGCUGACGAAGGUGGAACACAUAUACAGAGAGAGUGCAAAGAUUACCGACGUAGUCAUGGACUUUUGAAUGAAGGCGAUGUUUUCAGUACAAGUCCUGGAACACUUAAAUGUAAAAUGGUAGUACAUGCUGUUGGGCCUGUGUGGCAAAACCAACGGUCUAAUGCAAAAGUACUCAUGACAAAAUGCGUUUAUGCGAUUUUAAGUGAAGCAGACAGAAAACAUUUUAAGACGUUAGCCAUCCCAGCUCUUUCUACAGGAACAUCUAACUAUCCCAUUAAUGAAGCUGCUAACAUUAUAGCACUGGCGGUUGGAGGAUAUUUUAGAAAAAAUCCAGAUAGUUCUUUGAAAACUGUAUAUUUUUGCGACAUUGCAGCUAAAGUAGCGGAUAUUUUUGUCAACGUUGCUAGCAAAAUAUUCAAAAGCUCUGAUAAAAGACCAAUAUCAUCGAAAGGUCAUAAAGACGGUUAUACAGUUGCACAACAUAUACCACAGAUUCAAGUUGUUAUAAACGAUUUAGCCAAGAUGCAGGUUGAUGUCAUUGUAAAUACCACAAGUCAAGAUUUACAACUUAAUCAAAGCGGUGCAGUGUCUGCUUCGUUGUUAAAACAUGGCGGCAACUCAAUUCUUCAGGAAUGUCAGGACCAGUAUGGAGGUACAAACCUGGCAUUUGGAGAUAUUGCUGUUACCUCUGGUGGGUUACUCAAUUGCCAGUAUAUAUUCCAUGGAGCUUUGCCACAGUGGAAAAGGGAUGGCUCGUCGUUGCAGACACUUAGUAAGUUUAUAAAUAACUGCAUGGUGGCAGCAACACAGCGUGGAUGUACAUCAAUAUCGUUUCCUUCUGUUGGUACUGGAAGGUUAAAUUAUCCACCAGGUGAGGUCGCUAAUGAGAUGUUUAAGGCUGUUGGACAGUAUUUCCAGAAUCCUUUACAGGCAUUCCAAAACAGUACCACUUACCAACAAAAUAUGACACAAAUGUACGGUAUGUUUCAACAUCAGCUACAGCAUGUACCCACAGUCAAUAAAGUGGUUUUUGUACUGUACCACAAAGAUGUCACUACUAUCAAGGCUUUUGAAGAUGAAGAGGCAAGGCGAAAUCCAAAGGCCUCUGUGGAUGGAGAGACAAGGCCAAAACCAAAGCUGAGCACAAGACGGAAAGAUAGACUUUCAUAGUUCAUAUUUUAGAUGCAUUCAUAUAUCUGAAAAUAUAACUGUAGUUUCUAUUCUUUGAAAACGAUUACGAUUACAAGAAUACAUGUUGUUUUUGUAACAAACAUGAAAGUGUAUGAAUAUAACUCUUAUAUUUUAACAUUAUGUAACACAACCUUAAUUUGAAAUAUUUGUUGGCA
Mytilus trossulus (common blue mussel) is the source of this 4795-nucleotide messenger RNA. Its product is annotated as protein mono-ADP-ribosyltransferase PARP14-like. The transcript has 15 exons. Gene Ontology annotation, biological process: protein poly-ADP-ribosylation; negative regulation of gene expression. The record is from RefSeq and is a predicted model, not a curated record. Gene Ontology annotation, cellular component: nucleus; cytoplasm. NCBI's taxonomy places the organism in Eukaryota, Metazoa, Mollusca, Bivalvia, Mytilida, Mytilidae. Bases 18 to 4619 code for a protein of 1533 amino acids. Gene Ontology annotation, molecular function: protein binding; RNA binding; transcription corepressor activity.